AUGGGUUAUUCAUUCAUUCAGAGCACGAUGAGGUAUACUAAUUCUAAUUAGAUUAACAACCCCGUGUUGUUUCUAUGUCGUGAAUUGUCCGCGGCGGAAAUGGUUACUGAUCAAUACAUACAGACUCCUAUUGUUUAUAUAAUUAAUAACACACUGACAGUUCAGCCUUCUUCCCCUCUUUUAAAAAUUUGAAGAAUUUUUUAGAUGGAAUUUUGAAGUAGAAGAAUUUUAUUCAGACAUGGAGAUUUUAAUACAGCUGUAUAUUAGUUAUUAUUUAUUUUCGGUAUUAACAUUACGAGUGUACUCUAAUUGCGUUCAAGAAUAUUUACCUCAUGGGACAGCGACAUUAAAAAGCCAGCCCUAUAAUUCUAUACAGUAUGAGUGUGACGAAGGAUUUGAUCUGUUUGGUUCAAAUGAAGCCUAUUGUUUUGCUGACACAUGGACAACACCCAUUCCCAUAUGUCAUGCCAAAGGAUGCAACCAAAACGAUUUCACAUCUGUAGAAAAUGGAGAAAUCGAUGUACUGUCUGAAUCCUCUCUUAUACUUGUGACAUGUGAUCCUGGGUAUAUAAUGGAUGGUGAGAGUACGAUCAGCUGUGACGGACAACACUGGUCUGAACCACUCCCAAACUGCCACUCUGCUGUUGAUAUUGCUAGUUGUAAUUUUGAACAACAUUCUUUAUGUGGGUGGACACAGGACAUAGGUCAUCAAUCUGAUUGGCUGAUUAACAUUAGAGAAACAGAUACUAAAAGAACUGGUCCGAAGUUUGACCACACGUUUGGUCCGGAUAACAAUAACGGUCAUUACAUCUAUAUGGAAUCGUCCACACCUAGUCGACAUGGACACUACAGUAGAUUGUUAUCGCCCGUCUAUCCAUGGUAUAAAAGUCGUCGAUGUUUUCAGCUCUGGUAUCACAUGCUAGGACCAGAAGAAGAUGGAUAUAUGGGUAACCUAGAGAUCCUUCUACGAAUACCAUCAGGACAGGAUCACGUGGAAAGUCAACUCUUUCUCAUUGGUGGUAACCAAGGAAACAAGUGGCUCAAAGCCGACGUGUUUAUUGAAAGACAAAUAGGAGAUUUUCAAAUUGUUGUACAAGCCAUUAGAGGACGUAGUCAUACAGCUGACAUAGCUGUCGAUGAUUUCAGGUUUUACAGAUGUACAAAUGAAACAGAUCUUGAGAGUGAAGUCGACCAAGUAACAGCAACUUUAUCUCAAGAAAACAAUACCGUAACAGAUAAAGCCAUGAACAACAGUUCUUCAAAAGAUAUCAUGUUUAACGAUGCCAUUAAAGUUAGCGUAGAUAAUGGUAGUGAAAUUACCAGACUGAGUGACGACAAGGUUCAUACUCAUAAUAUAUCUGAUACGAAAAUACCUUCAAAUAAAGAAGCUAAACCAGAGCCGCACAUGUUGAAUAUUGUGAAAACAAUUGUUCCAAUAGGAAACACCAUCCCUACAUCGACACGUGACAGCCCUGUGCAUACCAAAGGUUCAUUGACUACAGUUGAUGCAAUCCCGUUACCCGCAAGUUCAGAAUUCUUGGUAAUGAUACCCAAGCAUGAAGGCGUUGAGUUAUCAUCUCACAUAAAACCAUUCACAGAAAAUAUUGAAAAAUCAACGGAAAGUUUUGUUAUAUAUCCAGCAGACGAGGGAAAUUCGUUUGAAAAUGUGGUUGUCACUAAACGAAAUCUUAUUUCUCCUCUUAAAAAAUCUGUUUUCACAACGUCUUCCUCUCUGCAGGCUGGAACUAAUCAAACACUAUUAUUUAGACCUGAAUUUAUAGCAGGUAUCGCAGGGGUAGGUCUGAUUGUAACCCUAGGCGUUGUACUUAUUUCCAUUCUUAUUUACAAGAGGAGGAACAUUUGGGGACGAAAAUCCUCUGAUGAUCAAGGUCAAGUACUUUACACAAAGAAUGUUCAACAAAAUGUGUAAUCGUUCGGCAACAUUCGUCACAACUCGGCUGAUUCCGUACUUCAUCUUCCAAGGGUAGCGAAUUCAGCCGAGGAUUUCCGAUUGCGUCGACAAUUUCCAUUAAUCAAAACAUUCCAUAUAAAGUUGUGAUUUAUGCAUAUGAAAAUACUGGACACCUGCAACUUAAAUUGGAUUUUAUUUCCGUAAGCCAAACGCUGUCACUGAAUUAAAUUCAUAUCAAGAAUGGUUUUAAUUUUUUUUUAAAUUCUAAUAUGACUAUUGCCAAGAGUUAAUGUACAUUUAUUUCGUUUGAUAGUUAUUUUUUGUUGUUGAUUUUAUACUUUUAUAAACAUAAAACGAAA
Molecule: messenger RNA, 2271 nt
Organism: Mytilus trossulus (common blue mussel)
Lineage: Eukaryota; Metazoa; Mollusca; Bivalvia; Mytilida; Mytilidae
Exons: 8
Coding region: 239-1930 (563 amino acids)
Cellular component (GO): membrane
Source: RefSeq, a predicted model, not a curated record